UAUGGCUACAAGUAUUAGCGGCUACUUGAAUAUUGAUAUCGUAGAAUGAAACUAAUAGCACACCUGGAUACAAAUUUAAGAACGAGAUCAUUUCUUUUGUAGUUUGGUGACAAGGUAGAACACAUCGAAUAACUGUUUACACAUGAAAACGAAUAUCAGAUGACAUUGGCAUAAAAGAAUAUUUUACUUCAGAUAUAUUAUCAAUAUUUAUUAUCUUUGAAAGAAGAUUUGAUAGAGAACAGAUAUAACCUUGUUAAUAUAAAUCUGUGGUAGAAUCACUGUGAAAUUGUUCUUCUGAGUGAGAUUAUUAGUGAUAUUUCUCCUCCUCAUUAACUGGAAUACAUACAAGAUGAUUUUGCAUUCUAAUUAAUCUCAGACAAAUUUGCAAAGAAGUUUAACCUGCUUUAAAUAUCAACAAUGGUUACAGUUAAUGGAAAUAUAGCAGUAUAGGAAUAUAUAAAAAAAGAAAACAAGGAAAACAUCCAAAUAUUGUGGUGUGAGAAUAAAAAUUAUGGAAAAAUUUAUGUGAGAAACUUAAAGGAUUGCUUUAAUUGCAAGAUAUGCCAAAAGAGAUAGGCAAAUCAGCAUAUACCUGUGGUAUCUGUAAAAAGACAUUCUCUAAAAAGGGUCAACUUACUAUUCACAAACGCAUUCAUACAGGAGAAAAACCUUAUCACUGUGAUAUUUGUGGUGUAUCAUUCUCUGAAAAUAGUCACUUAACUACUCACAAACAUGUUCAUACAGGUGAAAAACCAUAUCAUUGUGAUAUCUGUGGUAAAUCAUUCUCUCAAAGCAGUAACCUGACUAUUCACAAACGUAUUCAUACAGGAGAAAAGCCAUUUCACUGUAAUAUCUGUGGUAAAACAUUUACUCAAACAAACCAAUUAAUUGCUCACAAACGCAUUCAUACAGGUGAGAAGCCUUUUCACUGUGAUAUCUGUGGUAAAUCAUUCUCUGUAAAUGAUCACUUAAUUAAACAUGUACGUGUUCAUACAGGCGAGAAGCCAUAUCAUUGCAAUAUAUGUGGCAAGACAUUCUCUGGAAGUGGUGACUUAACUAAACACAUACACAUUCAUACAGGGGAAAAACCAUUUCACUGUGAUAUUUGUGGUAAAUCAUUCUCUGGAAGUAGUGUCUUAACUAUACACAAACACAUUCAUACAGGAGAGAAACCAUAUAACUGUGAUAUCUGUGGCAAAUCAUUCUCACAGAAUCAUCAUUUAACUAAUCAUAAACGUAUUCAUACAGGAGAGAAGCCAUAUCACUGUGAUAUCUGUGGUAAAGCAUUCUCUCGAAAUCAUCACUUAACUACUCACAAACGUAUUCAUACUGGAGAGAAACCAUAUCACUGUAAUAUCUGUGGUAAAUCCUUCUCUGAAAAUGGUGUGUUAACUAAACACAAACGUAUUCACACAGGAGAGAAGCCUUUCCAUUGUGAUAUCUGUGGUAAAUCAUUCUCUGAAAAUGGUGUAUUGACCAAGCACAAACGUAUUCAUACAGGAGAGAAGCCAUAUCGCUGUGAUAUCUGUGAUAAAUCAUUCUCUGAAAACGGCCACUUAACUACUCAUAGGCGUAUUCAUACAGGAGAGAAACCAUAUCAUUGUAAUGUCUGUGAUAAAUCAUUCUGUCAAAAUAGUCACUUAUCUACACAUGUCUGUAUUAAUAAAAAUUAGUAAAUAUCAAUGUCAAAAUUUAAUUUCAUGAAAGAAAUCUAAUUAUCAUCAUCAUCACUGUUUGACUUCUGCCUUCUAUGCUGGCAUGGACUGGGUGGGCACUGCUCACCUAGAUGGGUUGGGGAAUUGCAUUUUGCUUGUAUGAUUCAUUUUUGGCUAGAUUUCUAUGGGUAGAUGCUCUUCUUAAUACCAACCAUAUUAUAAAAUGUCCUUGAUGCUAUUUUUGAGGCUCCAAUAUGAUAGAAGUUAUCAAUUUUUGGACAACACUAAAGGUUUCUUGGUCCCAUGUCUCAUUCACCAACCACUUUACAGAAUACUCCGGGUGGAUUUAUAGUGUCAGCAAUAUAGCAUGGUUACCACUUGCCUUGAAGAUAUGAGAGUACUUAUUUCCCUGAAAAGUAUUCUUUCAAUCAGGGUGAUGAGGUGAGGUAUGUGCAAAAGUGUGAUAGCAGAAAUGGAGUGAAUGAUGGAUGUCUAUAUCAUAUGGUCCAAGAGUAGGUGAAGUAUAGGAAGGGUAAUGACAGAUUGGUUUUAGGGUGGAUAAGGCAGCUAGGGUGAUUAGGAUGAAAGCUGGAUAGAGUGUUGGAGUGAUGAGAAGGCUACAUUACACUAGGAGAAGGUUGUAGUGAAGAGCAAAGAUCUAUCCCUCACUGACAGCCAAGUACAGGGAGUGUGAAAAAAUGAGAGCAAUAGAGGUAAGAAGUGAAAGGCAUAAGUAGAAGCAUUAAUGAGAGAAAUGAAUGAUUAGUGAGAAGAGGAUUGAUAAGAGUACCCUGUAUUCUGUGAUAUGUACAUCCAUGCAGGGUUACAUAACCAAGAGAGUAGAGCAAUGAUCAGAAAGCAAUGACACAGGAGAUAGAUUGAUGACUAUGGAAGAGCCAGGAUGAGUGAAUGAGUAUGAGAAAGAUUAUGAUGGUAGAGAGAAUAAAUGACUGGCUGUAAAUAAAAUAGCAGUGAAGGCAGUUAUUGAAUACAAUAGUUUCGAGAAGUCCCAUAUCAAAGAAUAACAUGAAUGAUAACCAGAAAUGUAUUCACACAGGAAAGAAAAUAAACAUGUGAUAACAAACUCCCAACAUAUUACAUUGGUAAGAUAAUUUAUCAUUAUAAUAUUUUUAGUAAAAUAAUUAUUUCAAAAUACUGUAUACAUUCUUUCUAAUACUGUAUACAUUCUUUCUAACAUAUUUCCAGCAAGAGAAAAGUACUACUGAUUUGUUCGAUGUGGGUGAAUAGUUGGGAAAUGUAUUCUCCAAAUCAGGGAUAACAUCACUGUUUAGUUGUAUUACAAAUAAAUACACAAAUGAUAAAAUUGAAAUAUUUCGUCAUACUUUAAUGGGAUAUUCAUAUGAUAUCUUAAGUAUAUUCUGCUGUUAAAUUUAUUAUGUUUAUUCCAUCAAAGGAUGAUUCUGUUGUUGGUUACAUUGGUAUAUAAUUUUACAGUUUACUUAUGACAUGAUGGUUAAGCUGAAUGUUAAUUAGAAAGUAUCAAUGAACCCUUUAAUAUAAUAUAAAUGCAAAAUAGGGGUGGGGGCAUAAUUUGUCAGUUAGACAUAUUUGUAAUAAAAGAUAUCACCACCAUUCUUGCAAUCUUUUCUGAUCUAAACUGAAUUAUAGGUUCUGGCAUCACUUUUUAUAAAUAUUCUUAAUAAACUGAAUUUAAAUAAAACUAAUUCAUUUUUUAAUUAUUCUCCUGUCAUUUUACAUGUAAAACCUCUUGCAACAACUUGUGCUGACACAACCAUAAACUAUAGAAUUCACAAAUUUAGUCAAUAUUUGAUUAAAGUUGCACGUUUCCCUAAAUUGAUCUCCAUUAAAUGUUUACUUUGUAGUAAUACAAUUUACUGACAUGAUUCAAUACUGAAUACUAGAUGUUAGAGAUUAUCAUGCAGUGAAUGAAAGAAAAACAUAACUUGGUACAUAAAAUGAUAAUGAUAUUGGUUAUCUAAAGAAUAUGUGAUUAGCCAGUUGGCCGACAGGAGACAAGGGAGAAGAGAGUCUAAAGAAAAUAUAUUUCCGUUACCAAUACUGUUAAAAUGCAACAAAAUAUAAAAACUAACAUAUGUGAUACAUUGUUAUUCAUGAUGUCUAGAACAAACAUUUCAGUAAGGUAUUGCAGUUAUUAUAAAAGAUAUAACUGAAUUUUUGCAGUUCUUGUAUGGUUUUAGGUGGAAUACUGGAUAUUACAAUAAAAGAUGAAUUUCAUAUAAAAAAAUAUAU
Messenger RNA from Octopus bimaculoides (California two-spot octopus), 3887 nucleotides. RefSeq lists its product as uncharacterized. The record is from RefSeq and is a predicted model, not a curated record. Lineage: Eukaryota; Metazoa; Mollusca; Cephalopoda; Octopoda; Octopodidae.